GUCAGUCAGUCGUGCCAGCGAUCCCGACGCGGUGAAAACGAGAGACACGGCGCACCCGUUCGAAGAUCGUUUCUUUCGAGAGAUUCGCCGGGUCACGGUGGAGAACGUCGAAAAUCUUCUACUUCCUCGCGUCGUCGCGAGCAGUCGCUGUAAUCCAUAGUUACUCGAUCUAUAAUAAGAAAAAAGUGUGAAUCGCGAAGCAAAGGUGCGAAAAGUGUGCGCGAAAGUUUGCUCCGAUCUAGAAGACGGACCAGAACUGAACGCAACUCGACUCCACUUCCGAGUCGAGCAGUGUUUCGAGCGAAAGGAUCUUGGAUACGUUUCGUGGCAAAAUCUGCAAGGAAACCCGUCGAUCAUCGAUCGUUGAUCGUUCAGUCGUGAUGAAGUGAGCGGACAACCGCGCCGGGAUGUUCCGCGGGUCUCGAUAGAGUCGAGUGAAAGUAAAUCACCGGGAGCUGUCUCCUCUCGUUCGAGUCCUUUCCACCCUGGUCCGAAAAGAUCGCAGUCACCAUGUCCGGCCGUUUCUCUGCCAACCAGGAUACUUAAACCGUGACCGCGAAGAAAGCGCAAAAUCCGUCGCGCGAUUCCUGUACGCUGCCGUCUCGAUCGUUCGUUUUGCCUCAUUUGCGACCUCAUCGACGAAUCGGCCGAUUUUCCAGCGAAUCGAGGCUCGAACGAGACGCACCAGUUGACAACGAUGACCGUGGUUAUGGAGGAAACGAACACCUUCGUUACGUGGCCGUCCCGACUGAAGAUCGGAGCAAAGUCGAAGAAAGAUCCGCAUAUAAAGGUCGCGGGUCGACCCGAUGACGUGCGAGCCGCUAAGGAGAAGAUAAUGGAAAUUUUGGACACGAGGCAGAUCAACCGAGUAACUAUGAAACUGGACGUUAGUUACACCGACCAUUCGCACAUUAUUGGAAAGGGUGGUCUGACGAUUAAACGAGUGAUGGAGGAAACCGGCUGUCACAUUCAUUUCCCGGACAGUAACCGUAGCAAUCACCAAGAGAAGAGCAAUCAAGUCUCCAUUGCUGGCGAAGUGGAGGGUGUCGAACGAGCCCGUGCUCGAGUCAGGAACCUGACGCCUCUGAUCUUCUCGUUCGAGUUGCCGAUCAUGGGCGCGUCGCAGGCCAUGCCGGACUCCACUUCGCCCUACGUGGUGAAGAUUCAAGAAAAGUACAACGUACAGGUGAUGUUUCGCACGAGGCCCAAGCUGCACGCUACCCUGGUUGUAGUGAAGGGCUGCGAAUGGGAGGUGUCGCAAGUGAAGGAAGCGACCUUGCUACUGAUCCACUACAUGUGCCAAAACUUAGCUAGUCAAAUACAAGUACAAAUGUCGAUGGAGAUCUCGCCGCAACAUCACAGUAUCGUGCUUGGCAAGCAGAGCAGCAACUUGAAGAUGAUCAUGCAGUGCACUGCCACGCAAAUCUUGUUCCCCGACGCGGGCGACCCAAACAUUCCCAGCCUGAAAAAGAGCAACAUCACAAUCACAGGUGGCAUCCAUAACGUUUACAUGGCCCGACAACAGUUAGUGGGCUCCCUGCCGUUGGUUCUGAUGUUUGACCUUCCCGAGGACACCAUGUCGUCCGUCGACACGGAGAACAUUUCCCAGUUGAUGCAGUCGCUGGACGUGUUCAUAAACGUGAGGCACAAACCCAAACAGAGCACGCUUUCCGUUAUUAUCAAGGGGAUCGAGCGGAACGCUGGUAACAUUUACGAAGCGAGGAAACAGCUGUUGGGCUUGGAUGAGCCCAGGAUACAUGCAGAGAUCCCGGUGACUUACCAUGUCCCGAACGCUGGCAAUAUAUUUCAGGGACGAACCACCAACGGAGCUGGUUCCAACAAUCUGGUCGGCAGUCUGUCGGAGAACCUGUCGAAUAUGCUAACGGUGAACACGCAGAAUCCUCCGUACUGCGUGUCGCCGAUGUCUCACUCGCCAAAUCCGAUGGGCUUGUCGCCUCAUUGGGGCUUACCGUCGAUACCGUCCAUGUUUUCGCCGCUACAGCUUCACCACACUUACCCGUAUCCGCACCUCAACCAUCUACUGACGACGCAGCACGUGAUGCACAACAAAGCGAUGCCAUCUCACGCCCAUGGAUUACAGAACCAUGCAUUUCCCGGCAUUGGGCAACUCCACUCCAACGUACCACGCGUUGCUGGCUUUCACAGUAUUCACGGACUGAACGGCAACUUGCCGGAUAGCAAGGAAUGCAGUGCUUAUUCGUCGUUGAGCAGCGUCUCCAGUUCUCUAUCUAGUCCCGCGGUCAGCCCUCGAAACGUAUCGCCGGUCAAUCCUACCGAGACUAGUCCUAAUUUAGAUUUAUCCGGUGUUCUAUCGGAUCUCUCGGUGACCGAUCGACGAGCACCCGGCUGCGAGAAGAAAACUUUGGAAAUGGCUGUGCAACAGAAUCUCGCGCCUUUCGACUACGAUCAGAAGAAAAUCUUGAGCGUGAAAGCGAUGCAGGCGAAACCGAACUCCAACGAGUAUCGCGUUCCCACAUCCACAUGGUCUGGCUACGGAUUCAGUCAGUCCAUUCCUCCCAUAAGCACGGGAGACUUGAGCAAGGAACUGACCACCUCUCGUCCGUCUGAUUUGUGGAAAGAACCAACGACGCCAGUGUUCAGCGGAGAGAUUGACUUCGGAAUUGGAUCCGGCAAAGACCGCGUUGGACAAAUCGGCGUGAGCUCGAAUUACAUGGAACACACGCCGAGCACGCAUCUGAACAAAAUCCUGUCUCACCGGUACACCGAUUUGACCAGCAUGCUGACCAGCGUUGGAUUAGAAAAAUAUAUUCGCCUGUUCACGUCUCACGAGGUGGACAUGGCUACGUUUCCCACGUUGACGGAGAAGGAUCUCUGCGAGAUCGGGAUAUCCGCUUGGGGCGCGAGGCGCAAAAUAAUGCUGUUAAUCGCUGAGAUGAACAAACGAACUAGUACAUUCUGCGGCAGCGCGGCUCCGGGCGCGGAACGGAAGGCGACAACGUCAACGGCUACGACGUCGAUUGAGAAGUGCAAUCUGGACAGCAAGUGGUAAAACAGGACGAGAAGAAAUGUCGCGGGUCUCGCGAUAUUUAUGCGAAACUGAUACAGCACCGAUGAAUUUCGGACAGUGGUACUUAAACGUUAGCAACGCGCUCGGACGCGGACAAUCGCAUUUCAAGACACGAGAACAUUGAUAAUCGAUGAUCGAUUUCGCGCGGGAAGGUCCCGCCGACUCGACACGUUGGUUCGAGAAUAUAAUUAGUAAGUUAAUUUGCGAUUUACCAGGCACCGGACGAACACCCCCUGAUGAUUCUUUUUUUGUGAUCGAGGACCGUUUCCGAAUUCUUUUUUUUUUCCUUUUUUUUUUGUCCCACACACAGUUCUCGAUUCACUUGCUCGAACGGUGCCUUAGGUUAAUAAGCUCGUUACUACUUUCGUUUCGUUAAUUUUUUUUUACGUUGCUAGAAUGGUCUUUUCCCCGCGUCCAGCGACGCUCCGCGCGGAUCGACGCCCUUGUUCGUCGCCGGGGCGUCGCUCGACGCGCGUUGUGUAUCGUGUGUUUCUGUGUAACGGUGAAGAGUUCGUGAUGUGGCGUACAAUGUGAAAUCGGUGAUAACGGUUCAAUUAGAUUAACGAUUCGUCGGAGCAGCGAGGCUUCGGAGCUUGAUAAGCGAUGGGCGAGGGAUGUCCCGUGCGUUCAACGGCCUUUCGCCCUAGCAAAGUUAAAAUAUUUAAUCUCGACUAAGCUCGAAAUUCGGCGGGCGAACGGUGCCCGCGGUUUGAGACAACGGAACGCCCCGCUCGCAGCCGCGUUUUCGAGUUUUACAAAGUAACAAAGUAUUUAUUAUUCAUUAGCGAAAGACGGUGAACGCACGCCGAGCGACUGCAAGAACAUUUCCCACGUAGAGAACAGAAAGGCGGACGAUGCGAGCUUCAACGUUCGGGGACACUUUGAGCACUGUACGCGAAACGAUGCCUGGCUCGACUCUUUAACUGCUAAUUAUUAUUUACCUACCAGGUAUAAAUCGGAGACGAGCUAAAUUUCUAUCGAGAUAAAGGUAGCCGAAUAACGAGGAAAAGUUAGUCAUCUUUUCAUACGUUAUUUAUUCGAUAGAAGUUACAAUGUGAAAUGUAACAUUAAAGUAUAUUUCACAUUGGACACGUAACUGUUGGAUCGAAUAAAUGUAGAAAAUAGAUUGCCAUAUGGUAUCCCUAUUUGUCAUCUUGUAGUCGAUAGAAUUUUGCUCAUCUUUGAUCCAGACGUACGAUACCGACCACCCUAUUUCAAUCCAUUAAUAUUUAAACGCACACAUCAAUCUUUUGAGGAAGUUUAUGGAAAUAUUAGGGUCAUAUGCCAUAGCAAACGUUCUGAUAAUGCCGUUGUGUUCCCAUCGAGCCAAGUGCAGCCAGGAUAGAGCACUCGUUCCUCGUGCUAUACGUUUGAGCGUACAAUACGAUUCGAACGUUUCACACUCGGACAAGUGUAUAAGCUCGAAGUGCCCUCGAAUAUCUAAUUCGACUUUAAUUCCAUCAUUUACGUUCUCCGCGUUCGACGAGUCUUUCGCAGCUAAACGGUCAGCCACGAUCGAUCGUGCGAUCGAUCAUUUCGGGUGCGCCGUGAGUUCUCUUCCCUUUUCUUGAUUUUUUACGCAUAAAUACUCGAGGAACACUAUUUUCGUUGCAAUAAACCGCACAUGCGCGUUCGCGGUCCACUUUACACAGAUAGCAAAUUUUACGGAAGUAAGAUAUCUCGCUCGAUAUAAGUUAUUAAUGUUUUAAACCUAUUUUUUUCUUUUUUUUUUUUGCACAAAUGGAAUAGAAGCGUUAGGCAACGAGCUCCGGCGACAUGUUCGCUGCAUCUGACAACAUUCAGGGAAACAGACGUAUUCCGUUAAAGCGAUUCAGGCGUCCAAUGAAUUUUGUAUCGUCAGGAAUAUAAAUUGUUCUGUCGGUCGGUAUACAGAAAUCGGAACGUCUCGCGGCCGAGCUUUACCGAAAAUGCCUAGCGAACAAUUUUAUCGCUAAAAGUUCUUGACUAAGUCAUUUUGUGAAGUUUUUUUAUGCAUAAAUUAUUCUUCGCGGUGGAGCACGAUCAAUCGUGCUCGGAAGUGAUCGAAGUGUUAGUAGAGAUAAAAAAAAAAAAAAGAAAUACUAUGUGUUUCCUACACGUGUGUGAUGUAACAAGACUGUCCGAUCGUUCCUGUUCCUCGUGUUCGUUUCCUGUUAAAUAUGUAGAAAUUUCGCGAACUAGCUGUGCCUUCAUAACGAGGAAUUAUUGUUUUUGUUUUUGCGAUAGCGAUGGAACGUCGCAGAGCAUUAGAAUUGCAAUUGUCGAUCGCCGUUAUUUCGAGAAUCCUAAUCGAUGCUCGCGAGCCACCGUUCGUUUCGCGCGUGUAUUAUUCUUCACACAUCCGCCUUUCUCUAUGUGAAAUUCUUGCACGUUCGAUCGGGAUUCCAUGAAUUUUUCUGGACAGAUAAUGUCACUAUUCUUCGAUGUUCCUAUCUAAUAUAUUUACAUAUAUAUAUAUAUACUAAUUUUGCAUGAUAUAGCGAAUAAAGUAGCUGUUACGGAAAUUAAAAAAUUAUAAUGGAGUGAGUGGAAAAGAAAAAAAAAAUGCUAUACGAGGACGCGACAAUGAAGCUUUUCAAUGCCUAGCGCUCGAGCAUCACGGUAUACAAGCUGAAACGAAACUGACAGAUUGCAAAUGGCAAAUUUCUUGACACGUCUCUCUCUCUUUCUCUCCCUUGCCUUUUCGACUUCCUCCGCGGCGGGCAGUGAUAUUAUAUCGUUGCAUAGACACUUUCCGUGAAAAACUGUAUUCGUCGCGAUAAAAUUCCAUUGGUUGUAGCAUUUCGCGUGAUAAUGUGUACUUUUUACAAGACAGAAAUACGAUACCAGGCAACGAGACGAGAGAGGGGUCGGCUAUAAAGUUACUAUUCUUCGAGAUAGUUCAGUUAACAGAACCAUGCCUCUUCGGAGGAUGCUUCCAUAUGAAAAGAAGAAUACAAUAUCGAAAGUAGUGUCAAUAGUUGAUGCAUAUCCGCGACGCGUAUUCCGACGAAACGCUUCGCCGCAAAGCUGCAAUUUUGUCGUCGAUUCGUUACUUUUUUUUUUUUUUUUUUUUAAAGCACCUUCGCGGCGACGACGUUACUCGGAAUUCGUCUCGGAGCGACGAACCGCGGAAUCGAUAUUCCACGAAACGUAUGCCAUGUCCCCGUUUUGCUCCGGAACGUUAGGUAUUUCAUCCCGUGUUUAUUUCGCCGAUGCGAACUCGCGUUUCUUUCGACGUAGGAAGAGUAAGGUGUGUUGUACCCGAUAAUGUGAUUCAACGUAGCUUUCACUAGUGCCUGUAAGAAGUCGGAAAAUAAUCUUACCGCGAUUAACAAAUUUAGUAUUAUAACGGGAUACGGUAGCGUUAAUUAUUAUAUCUCAGGUUAACCGUUUCAGCUAGUUGCGCUCGUGUUCUAGAAUCAACGAAAACGAUUCGUGUUUCCUUUUCUUUUUUUUUUUCGUAAAGCCCGUUCGAAACGUAAACAACCGAAGUAUUCGUCCAACGACGCGUUUACGUAUUAAUAGAUGAGAGAGGAAAAAGAAAGAAACAUUCCAACAACGAAUAGAAUUCGAACGAGUCAAAGGUUAAGCAUGAAAGCGGAUGAAACGAGUUUAAUUAAACGUAUUUUUCGAUGUGUUUUCCGUACCAACGAUAACUCUUGCUAGAUUAAUCGAAAGACGUGCCCGCCCAUCGAGCAACACAGCGGCAAUUCAUACGAAUAAAUUAACGUGCAACGUGUAUCGUUGCGUAUCGCGUUGGAUGUACGAAAAUGGAGGAUCGUUUUACGAUAACGCAGCAUGAUAUUUUUAUACGGUAAUCCAAUUCCGAAAAGAAACGAAUGUUAUCAUACCCCCGAUCUAAUUACCGUUUGUUUCGAAGGAAACGUCGAGGAAAUAGAAAUAUUGUAUCGAAGCGGAUAAAGAAAAUUUUGUAUUGCUAUUUUGUAAUAAAAAAAUAUAUAUACAACUAUACAUAACGUAUUUACAAUGUCCAUUUGGCCCUGUCUUUCCAUUUACUGUACCUCGAAUUUAUACGAAACGGAUAAUUAUAAAAUUGUUGCGUUUAUAUAGUAAGUCCAUCAUUUACUAAUACUAAUUAUUCUUUUUGAUAUUACAAGUAUUAUUGAACUUCUUUCCAGAUUUGCUAGUCUUGUGACAAAAUAUACUAUCAAAUUUUAAAAUCAUCAAGAAUAUUACUACACUGCAGACUUUAUGCAUUUCCAUCAUAUGCAAACAUAAAAACCAUGUGCACAAGGUAUAUAGAAUAUUUUAUGAAAUAUACUUUACACAUGUUUCGUAUAUGAUUUUCAUACAAUAAUACACCAUGAAUCCAUAAAAUCCGCAC
This is a messenger RNA of Hylaeus volcanicus, 7376 nucleotides long. It is a transcript of the gene BicC, whose product is annotated as protein bicaudal C. NCBI's taxonomy places the organism in Eukaryota, Metazoa, Arthropoda, Insecta, Hymenoptera, Colletidae. Gene Ontology annotation, cellular component: cytoplasm. The coding region runs from base 698 to 3031 and encodes 777 amino acids. The transcript has 13 exons. The record is from RefSeq and is a predicted model, not a curated record. Gene Ontology annotation, molecular function: RNA binding; protein binding.